AUGGCACCAUUUGAAGCUUUGUAUGGGCGUAAGUGUAGAACUCCUUUGUGUUGGGAAUACUUAGACGCCAAUAUUCCUAUAGGACCGAAUUUGAUUCAAGAAACAGUGGAUCAGGUAAAAGUCAUUCAGGGUUUGAUGAAGAGAGCUCAAGAUCGUCAGAACAUCUACAAUGACAACCACAGGAGGAAGCUAGAAUUUGAAUUCGGUCAAAAAGUUUUCUUAAAAGUUUCUCCAAUGAAGGGCGUGAAACGAUUUAGAGUAAAAGGAAAACUAAGUCCGAAAUUCAUAGGGCCAUUUGAAAUCUUGCGAAGAAUUGGAGAAGUGGCUUAUGAAUUGGCAUUGCCGCCAGAGUUGGAUGGGGUUAAAGAGCUGAGGAAUAAGUCAAUUCCCUUAGUGAAAGUAUUGUGGACUCACCACGGGGAAGAGGAAGCGACUUGGGAAAAAGAAUCUGACAUUAGAAGUCGAUAUCCGCAUUUGUUUUAA
This is a messenger RNA of Amaranthus tricolor (Joseph's coat), 483 nucleotides long. RefSeq lists its product as uncharacterized. Lineage: Eukaryota; Viridiplantae; Streptophyta; Magnoliopsida; Caryophyllales; Amaranthaceae. The transcript is spliced from 2 exons. The record is from RefSeq and is a predicted model, not a curated record. Bases 1 to 483 code for a protein of 160 amino acids.